UUGGGGGUUGGUUUAGUUUGCUUUGGCUUAAGCUUCCCCACCAGAUCCGGAUGAUCAUGGGAUAAUCAUGUGCCCCAACCUCAAUUUCAAAUGCUGUACGCCAAACUGAACAUAGUAGAGUGGGAGAGAAGUACUGGAAAACAAAGAAAGAAGCGGGGUUUUCACAGAAACCAGCCGAGGUAGUAGUACAAGUUUUCUUUGUGAUGGGUUUACUUUGAAAAAGUUCUAUUCUUGAUGCUUCUUUUGGCUAUACGGUGCCUAGGCAAGUUGUAAGACCCAGGUAUUGGAAAUGGACAAUAUCUUCCUGAUCUCAUAAUUGUUUCCUUCCUUCACAAACUGGGUUUGGUUUGUGCUUUACUGGCUCCUUUGUGUUUUCUGACCUGGUUUGAUUGGAUUUUAGCUCCACCGAGGAACUUGAGCCAACAACAUUUUCCCCCUGCACUAAGUACUUUUGGAGCUGCCCGGUGUGCGAUUUGCGCAUUGUGCUUGUGUCUUCCAGGGGGCCUUUCAGUUUUUAGUAAAGCAGUGAUUUUGAUGGGUUUUGAUAAUCUGCGUUUUCAGAAUCAUUCUUCAUCUAACAGUGCUAUUGGGUAUGUAAUUCUGAGGAACUCUACUGCUGGAGCUUGGGUUUGUGUCUAGGUCACAGGGCUUUUUGCUUGAAGAUACGUUGGUGGGCUUUUGUGAAGAUGUCUAUGAAUUGCAAGCUCUCUGGGAUUAAUGGCAGAUUGCCGGCGAGUCAGAGGCUUAUGAAGGCUAAGGAACCCUUGUAUGGGCCCAAGUGUGGCAGAAAAUGGCGGGGAAAACUGUUUUGGCUUAUAGGACUUGUUACCAUAGUUGGUAUUUGGCUUCUCUUGAGUUUUGAUGGGAGUCAUGGGACACUGGGAAGGACAUGGAAGAAUUGGGAUUAUUAUGGAGAAAAAGCUCAAGUGUUGCUAGAAAUUUCCUUGUUCUCUGAAGCAGAUCAGAAUAUUUUGCAAAGAAUGGCAUCAAGGAACUUCAUAGAUGAUUUAUGCAAGAUUCUAUCCUUGUGGAUAGUGAAAGGAUGGUGGUGGCUCCUUUUUGGAAUAAUAAUUCCAAUACUGAGCUGCAUCAUAUCUGGAUGUCGGCUAAAAUUUUUGAAUGACCAAAGCCAGAAGAUAGAUGAGCAGGAGCCAGGGACACAACACUGGCAGAAGCAGCAACAGCAAGCCCAAAGUGCUCCUAAAGGUGCUGGGAAGUGGACUAAGAAGCUCCUUGUGGUAUUUGUCUUGCUGGGGAUUGUUGUGUCUAUUUGGUUAUUUUGGUACCUGAAUAAAAAAGACAUUUUGGGACGAGAAGAGACUCUUUCCAACAUGUGUGAUGAACGAGCUCGAAUGUUGCAGGAUCGGUUCAAUGUGAGCAUGAACCAUGUUCAUUCAUUGGCAAUUCUUGUAUCCACAUUUCACCAUGGGAAAAACCCGUCUGCUAUUGAUCAGAAAACAUUUGGUCUAUAUUCGGAGAGAACUGCUUUUGAGAGGCCACUAACUAGUGGUGUUGCUUAUGCUUUAAAAGUUCUUCACUCAGAGAGGGAGCAAUUUGAAAAGCAGCAUGGAUGGACAAUUAAGAAGAUGGAAACGGAGGAUCAGACUCUAGUUCAAGAUUGCAUUCCAGAAAAGUUAGAUCCUGCACCCAUUAAAGAUGAAUAUGCACCUGUGAUAUUUUCUCAAGAAACUGUCUCCCACAUUGUCUCCAUUGACAUGAUGUCUGGAAAGGAAGACCGUGAGAAUAUCUUGCGAGCAAGGGCUUCCGGAAAGGGUGUUCUGACAUCUCCCUUUAAGCUUUUGAAAUCCAAUCAUCUGGGUGUUGUACUCACUUUUGCAGUCUAUGAUACUGAUCUUCCUGCAGAUGCUACACCACAACAACAUGUUGAUGCUACUGUUGGCUAUCUAGGCGCAUCAUAUGAUAUGCCAUCUCUGGUAGAGCAGCUUCUACAACAACUUGCCAGCAAGCAAACAAUUUCUGUGCAUGUCUAUGAUACAACUAAUGCAUCAGCUCCAAUUAAAAUGUAUGGUGAUGAAGUUACUGAUACCGGUCUAUUGCACACCAGUAACCUUGACUUUGGAGAUCCAUCACGAAAGCAUGAGAUGCAUUGCAGGUUCAAGCAAAAGCCUCCUUUACCUUGGACAGCAAUAUGUUCAUCGUUGGGGGCUCUAGUCAUUACUCUGCUGGUAGGCCAUAUAUUCCAUGCAGCCAUAAAUCGAAUUGCACAAAUGGAGGAGGACUAUAGGAAGAUGAUGGAGCUCAAAGUUCGUGCAGAAGCCGCUGAUGUGGCAAAAUCUCAGUUUCUUGCUACUGUAUCCCAUGAGAUCCGGACCCCAAUGACUGGCGUUUUAGGCAUGUUGCAAUUGCUGCUGGAUAGUGACCUCAAGUCGGUUGAAUUGGAGUAUGCCCAGAAUGCUCAUAGUUGUGGGAAAUAUCUGAUCUCACUGAUAAAUGGGGUUCUCGACCAGGCUAAGAUAGAAUCUGGCAGGCUAGAACUUGAAGAUGUACCUUUUGAUCUGCGUGCUAUUCUUGAUAAUGUUCUGUCACUUUGCUCGAGUGAAUCGAAUAAAAAAGGUCUUGAGUUGGCAGCCUACGUAUCCGAUCAGGUCCCUGAAAUUGUUGUUGGUGACCCUGGACGUUUUCAGCAGAUAAUUACAAAUCUUGUUGGAAAUUCACUUAAGUUCACUCAUGAAGGAGGACACGUAUUCGUCUCUGUGCAUCUAGCUGAUGAAGUGUGUGACACAGUUAGGGAUCCAUUGCUGAGACAAGUCUUGAAUUUAGUUAAAGAUACGACAAAUAGAACAUGUAAUACAUUGAGUGGAUUUCCGGUAGUUGACAGAUGGAAAAGCUGGGAGAACUUUAAGAAGUUAAACAGAGCAGCAGAGGAACCUGAACGUAUUAGAUUAUUGGUGACAGUGGAGGAUACAGGUGUGGGAAUUCCACUAGAAGCUCAGAAUCGCAUCUUUACUCCUUUUAUGCAGGCAGACAGUUCCACUUCACGAACAUAUGGAGGGACUGGAAUAGGAUUGAGCAUUAGCAGAUGCCUGGUGGAUCUCAUGCAUGGUGAGAUUGGUUUUGUAAGUACACCUGGCAUGGGGAGCACCUUUUCAUUUACUGCAGCUUUAAGAAAAGGAGAAUCAAUAUCUAUAGAUACAAAGUGGCAGCAGUAUGAUCCAGUUUUUGCUGAACUCCGGGGGCGGAGAGCACUAGUAGUUGAUAAUAGAAGUGUUAGAGCUGAGAUCACAAGAUAUCAUCUACAAAAGUUGGAUGUAUCAGUGGAAAUAGAAUCCAGUCUAAAGUCAGCCUGCAGUUAUUUAUCUAGCACUUCCAGUUCAAGUGCCUCAAGCAAUUUGGCCAUGGUUUUUAUCGACGAAGAUGCUUGGGACAAAAAUACAGGUAUUCUGCUGAAAGGGACCGGACAAAGUGGCGGUUCAGAAGGCCUGAGAAACCUUCCCAAGAUUUUUCUAAUGGCAACCUCCAAUAGCACUAGUGAAAGCAAUGAGCUCAAGUCAGCUGGAUUGGUAGAUCAUGUACUGAGGAAGCCUAUUCGGCAAAGUGUCUUAGUCGCUUGUAUUCAACAAGCCUUUGGAAGUCGUUAUAUGAGUCAAGAAAUUAAGAAGAAACUAUCAAAUCGUCGGAGUAUACUAAGAGAGAAGCGAAUACUGGUGGUGGAUGACAAUGUGGUAAACAGAAGAGUGGCAGAAGGUGCUCUAAAGAAAUAUGGAGCAAUUGUUACCUGUGUAGAGAGUGGCAAGGCUGCUGUAAUGAUGCUUAAACCACCACACAACUUUGAUGCUUGCUUUAUGGAUCUCCAAAUGCCAGAAAUGGAUGGCUUUGAAGCUACCCGCCUAAUCCGCUGUAUGGAAAGUGAAGUGAAUGAGAAGAUUGCAUCUGGGGAAGCAUCACCGGAGAUGUUUGGAAAUGCGACUCAUUGGCGUACACCAAUAUUAGCAAUGACGGCUGAUUUGAUUCAGGCCUCAAAUGAAGUAUGCAUGAAGCAUGGGAUGGAUGAUUAUGUGUCGAAGCCAUUUGAAGACGAGCAGAUGUAUACAGUAGUGGCACGGUUUUUUCAAGUAUAGUCGAUGGUGGAAUAACUUGUAAUAUUCCUCCCCAGUCAUUCCGGCUAGGUGGUUCAUCACUGCUAUAUUUCUGCUAUAUUUGGAUUGACCCCUGACGACACCUGUUGGCUAACUAGUGACCAGAGUCACCGCCAAUUGGUGGCAAAUGGAAAGAUCCUGGCCAUUAUCUUCAGCUAUGCAGAUUUGGAAUCUAGGUUGGUGACUAUGGCUUGUGGGUCUUGACUAUGGAGGAGAGUUAUGGAAUGCUUGCUGCCACCGUCUUCCAUCCUUGCAGUGCUGAUUUCUUGAUGCAGAAUAAAGAGAAAUGGAGGGAUAUGCUAGUUCCACCCUUUUAUUUUACCUAAUUUGUCUAAUUGAAGUUGGCAAUAGAAUGUGAUGCUGGAUUGCUGGUUCUUUACUCUAAAGUAGGGUAUGCAAUUCGUAUGCCCCCCCGGUUAUUCUGAUUUCUGCAGGAAUCAAGUGUGCAAAAUAUAGAAGAUGGGAUGCGGAUUGUUAUCAAUUUCAGUGUCGAGCAAGGGUACGCUGUAAUUAUGUCAUUGAUGCUCAAAUGUAGACAAGUAUGUCUAAUUAAGAUGAAAUCAGAUCAAGAAUGUGUAACCUAGAUUGUGCUUCUUGGUUGAAAGACUGCAUUUAUCCUGAUUGCUUGGCUGAAAGCCUGAAACUGGGUUGCUGAAUGUCAGUUUUGGCUUGAUGGUCAAUUUUAUUGCCGUU
Messenger RNA from Tripterygium wilfordii, 4790 nucleotides. RefSeq names its product histidine kinase 2-like. The record is from RefSeq and is a predicted model, not a curated record. Bases 687 to 4079 code for a protein of 1130 amino acids. The transcript has 13 exons. NCBI's taxonomy places the organism in Eukaryota, Viridiplantae, Streptophyta, Magnoliopsida, Celastrales, Celastraceae. Gene Ontology annotation, biological process: phosphorylation; phosphorelay signal transduction system. Gene Ontology annotation, molecular function: phosphorelay sensor kinase activity.